This is a messenger RNA of Notothenia coriiceps (black rockcod), 552 nucleotides long. RefSeq names its product folliculogenesis specific bHLH transcription factor (gene figla). The annotation marks the transcript as partial. The record is from RefSeq and is a predicted model, not a curated record. The transcript has 3 exons. Gene Ontology annotation, molecular function: protein dimerization activity; RNA polymerase II transcription regulatory region sequence-specific DNA binding; DNA-binding transcription factor activity, RNA polymerase II-specific. NCBI's taxonomy places the organism in Eukaryota, Metazoa, Chordata, Actinopteri, Perciformes, Nototheniidae. Gene Ontology annotation, biological process: developmental process; regulation of transcription by RNA polymerase II.
AAUGAAGCACAGGUGUGUUGUGUCCGCACCUCUCCCUUCUCCUGCCGUUUGACGUUUACAUUAAAACAUAACGUGAUUAAAGUAACAGAUAAUUAUCAAAAGCCACUCAUAUGUUGGCUUAAAAUGAAGGUGCCAGAGGAUGAAUUAAUGAGCGAUAUUUUGAAGCGUUUAACGGGCGAGUCAGCCCUCCCUUGCUACAGCAACAUAGUGAAGUAUAAGAGAGGAAGGCAAGGAGUAUACUUCGUGGCCGAGGAAUUCAUUGAAUCUGUGAAGAAACGAGAGCAAGUCAACGCCAAGGAACGACUGAGAAUAAGGAACUUGAACACCAUGUUUUCCCGCCUGAAGCGCAUGGUCCCACUGAUGCGACCAGACAGAAAGCCCAGUAAAGUGGACACACUCAAAGCUGCGACAGAAUACAUAAGAUUGCUUCUUGCAGUUUUGCAGGACGCCGACAGUAAUACUGUCAGUGGGACUGAUUUCCUCAAGAAUGCAAUCACUUAUGGCCAGACUGAUGUCUUGGGAAGUGAUCUAUGGCGAGUGGAUGAUGUGAGU